Molecule: messenger RNA, 5028 nt
Organism: Nylanderia fulva
Lineage: Eukaryota; Metazoa; Arthropoda; Insecta; Hymenoptera; Formicidae
Product: beta-hexosaminidase subunit beta
Biological process (GO): glycosaminoglycan metabolic process; ganglioside catabolic process; carbohydrate metabolic process
Cellular component (GO): membrane; lysosome
Molecular function (GO): beta-N-acetylhexosaminidase activity
Source: RefSeq, a predicted model, not a curated record
GUCGUUACCACUAUCACACAUACGUGGUGCAUACGGUUCUGCGGCAUCCUGCGAUCGUCAGUAGACGAUGACCACUCGGCGACGACGCAUCGUUCCUCGAUCGUAUACCUAAAUCGCUCUCCCUAACGCUAGACGAACAUGUGGAGCCGCGGGAUCAUUCUGAUCCUGGUGAUCGCCGCGCCCUGGGCGACCUGCGACUGGCAUGCGGACGCGGGUCCAUGGUUUGAAGCCACAAAGGGCGAAGUUUGGCCAUUGCCAAAUUCGCGUGUGGUGAAAGAAGACUUCUAUCUAUUGCGACCGUCCAACUUCGAUAUUCGAGUAAAUGGCGAGACAUGCGAUAUAGUAAGCGAGGCGAUAGAACGGUACAUGAGAAUCAUUUUGACGGAAGCAAGGAUAGCGAGGUUAGUCACGGAAGGGCAGCCAAGAACAUCCGUUCGGGAUGAUCCCCACUUUAAAGGCACUCUUGAAGCCCUAAACAUCCGCCUUUUGCAACCUUGCGAACAGAAUGGCGAUCAUUGGCCACACUUGUAUAUGAAUGAAUCUUAUAAACUCGAGAUAAAUGAAACAUCAUCAAUCGCCGUUCUCCGGGCCGAAGCCGUCUGGGGAAUCCUUCGAGGCCUCGAGACCUUCUCUCAGAUAUUGGCACCAUCCGGCGACGGCCCGAGCUUGAAAGUAAAAUGCCAGACCAUCGUGGAUGAACCGAAACUGCCGCAUCGCGGUCUCAUGCUGGAUACCUCUCGCCAUUAUCAACCCCUGUCUGACAUCCUGCUAACACUGGAUGCAAUGUCGUACAACAAGCUGAACGUUCUUCAUUGGCACAUCGUCGAUGAUAAUAGCUUCCCAUAUCAAAGCACCAGGUAUCCCGAUCUGUCUGCUAAAGGCGCUUACCAUCAUUCGAUGGUCUAUACACCUAAUGACGUGCAAAAGGUCGUCGAUUACGCGAGAUUACGGGGGAUUCGAGUGAUGCCCGAGUUCGAUACACCUGGACACACUAGGUCGUGGGGUUUGGCCCAUCCGGAAUUACUAACCGUGUGUUACGAUUCUUCUGGGAAGCCAAACGGUAAAUUAGGUCCAAUGAACCCAACUAAUUCGGCGCUGUACAACUUUGUACAAGAUUUGUUCUCCGAGAUCGUGCAAGUGUUCCCGGAUCAAUAUCUCCACCUGGGUGGCGACGAAGUACCCUUCGAUUGCUGGGGCAGCAAUCCGGAAAUUGGCGAGUACAUGAAGCGACACAAUAUGUCCAAGAGAUACGAGCUGCUCGAAAACCAAUACAUAGCCAACGUACUUGCGAUCAGUAGAGGCCUCGACGCCAACACUAUUGUGUGGCAAGAAGUUUUCGAUAAUGGCGUCGUCCUACCUACAACUACCGUAGUGCAUGUUUGGAAACUACCGAGUUGGCAAAAGGAGCUCGAGAGAGCGACGUUGGCAGGACAUCCGGUCUUGCUAUCGUCUUGCUGGUAUCUGGACCAUCUCGCCAGCGGCGGUGAUUGGGAGAAAUAUUACAAUUGCAAUCCCUUCGACUUCGCCAAUGCGGCCAAUGCCACUCAUCUAAUGCUCGGCGGUGAAGCCUGCAUGUGGGCAGAGUUUGUCGACAAAAAUAACUUGCACUCGAGGAUCUGGCCACGUGCGAGCGCGGCAGCCGAACGUUUGUGGAGUUUUAACAAGCAAGAAAACAGCGUUGCUGCUAAACGUCUGGAAGAGCACGCCUGUCGUAUGAAUAGACGAGGUAUUCCUGCCCAGCCGCCGAAUGGACCAGGAUUCUGUUUAUCUGCCACCCUGUUCAACCUGCCCCAUGUCCUAUCCACCGAAAAUGGAAGUGACAUAUUUGCCACCCCCACCACCCCCUUUGCCACCUUGCUUUUACGUUUGCAAGACAGAUUGCGUCCCCUGCAUGCCACCUUGAAAGUCUCUGCCGAGAAAGAUUCUGAGUACAAAGAGUCACCUGCACAUCCGAGUGUGGCAAAUUUGCCAGAGACCAAUACGAACCAUCAGGAACAUUCGCAAUCUACAAAAUCGCCGUCUACACAGAACUUGGACAAAUCGCAUUCGUUAAAUAAUUUGCCGAAGUCAGAAAACGAUCAAAAAAGAAUGCUGCCGAAUGAGAUGCAACCAAAAACCAGAUUCAAUUCUCGAGACAGAUCGAAAAAAGCAUAUUCCACUUCCUCACCACGACUCAAAAGUUUUCCUGCCGAAAAAAUAAAAAAACUGGACAACCAGCCAAUGUUCUCGCUUGAAACAAACGAUGCUUUAAUUGCACAAGAGCCUCGGGAAACUUAUUUCGCGAACUCUUCCAGCAGAAGUAAUAAUGGUCAGGGCGAUGCAUUACCUGCUAAAUUAUCGUCACAUCAACAAUCAAAAGUAAAGGAUACAUCCGACACGGAGCAGCAACAGGUUAUAGCUAGCCAACAUCAGAUCUGUCAAACAAAUCCACACUCUGAAAACAUGCUCAUUCAACCCAUUACAUCUCCCAAACAUCCUUUCGUAUUAAACAUGCUCCAAGAAACAAUCGCCUGUGAUCGAUCACUUCGAAACCCAUCCGCGAUGAUUAAUCAACCAGUAAUCAUUCAAACUCCUUCGACGCAAGUCGCAAUGUCGCAAGCGCAACAAUCUUCGAACAAUUCGCGUGCAAUUAUCGAUCAAAAUCGCAAUGAAACUUCUCUGGUUAAUGGAUAUGAAAGGCAAUCGAUCGGUGGCCGAAACGCGAUUAAUGAUAAACAAAUUUUCAUACAACCGAAGCAGGCAGCGAUCGUACAGGACGCAAAUGCACGAUUCAGUGAUCGAUGUGCCAAUAACUGUCGAAAUGUCUAUCAUGCUCAGUUGCAUAAUACAUUUCAGCAAAAUCCUCAACAGAUCAAUGAACAAACGCAGCACAACGCGUACCACCAAAUAUUGCCGCAAGCGUUCAAUCAAAUGCAACCACUAAUGCUCGAUCAGCGACAACAUCUACGUAAUAAUUCAGAACCAUUUUAUGGUCAUUACAAUCAACAAUUAUCUGCAACGCAAGUUUCUGGACAUGGAAUGACUUCACCGCAAGACAUGACAAUGAGUCAAAUGAGAUUGCUACAACAUAAUUUGCCUAUCCACAAUCAGAAUCUUGGAUAUCCUGUCAAUUUUCAACCGACAUGGUCGCAAAAUAAUCGAUGGAUCCAAUCGGCAAAUCAGCAACAUCUGCAUCAACAAUUUCCGCAACAGUGGCAAUAUUAUCAUCAAGAUACUAAUUUUAAUCAGAAAGAUUCUAGAAGCCAAGGUCAAUUUAAUCCAUCACAAAAUCAUAAAUCUAAUCAUCGGCAAUCGGAAAUUUGCAAUCAACAAAAUGAUGGAAAAAGGAAACUGCAAUUCACACCUGACAUGAUACGCGAUCAGGAAUUAUUAGUUUCCACCAUGAGACAACAAGGUAUACCUGAAGAGGUCAUGCGCCGUCAAUUUGCAGCAUUGCUAAAUGAGCAGCAAAAGCAUUUGAUUUAUCUCACACAAUUUCAACAGCAAGAAGAUAUUCCAGAUGUUAAAAAAAUUCGACUUACGCAAAGAAGAAUAGAAAAAGAAGAAAAGCCGGAAUGGAUGAUGCAUAUUACGCCGCCGCGAAUAUCCUAUAACGAAAUUGAAAGACUAAAGGCACAACAGAGAGAUCAGAAGAAACAAUAUUUAACAAACAAUCAAUUGCCGGAAGAAGUUAAUAGAACAAUGUCUGCUCGACAACACGAUUAUUAUCGACAGAAAAAACAAGAAAUAAAUGAUCAAGCUAUUUUGCCUCAACAGAUGUACGUUCAGAUGAACCCUCACCAAUUAUGGCAGCAACAGAUGAUUAACUGGCCAUAUAAUAAUAAUCACCAAAUUCCAUGUGGUUAUGCAACAUGUAAUCCUUAUAGUCAUCAGCAAAAUAUGUUAAAUAAUACAUAUUAUCAGGUAAACUCAACUUUUAACAAAUGCAUGCCAUAUAACAUUCGUUAUAAUCCAUAUUAUUUGCAUCCUGAGCAACAGAAAAUUUGGCACAACGAACAUAAUUCAAAUUCAUCGAAUUUGAGUGACAAUCAGAUAAUGUCAAUGAAUACUGCACGUUUCGAGCAGAAUAAAAGAUCCAUCGAACCUUCUAGUUUGUUAAAAAUGCGGAUGUACAAAGAAGUGAUUCGUCCUCAGAAGCUCAAUAAUGGCUUGCAGGAUCCAAACAAUAUACAGAAAGUGCUGGAAACAUUGAAAAAUCCGUCGAGUAGAAAAGGCCUCGAAUAUCUAGCUAAUAUAACCAAGAAGAAACCCACCAUCAGACUAAAUGGUGUUCAAAAUUCUAAUGAAAUCCCGGAAGAUAUGCGCUCGCGACCACCUGUAGAAACGUCCCCGCAGCCUCAGAAAGAGAUCUCGGCAAACGGUUUGGAGAACAAAAGAAAUCCUAAUAAUCCUGUACCAUGUAUCCUGCGACCUAAGACAAUAAACGAGCCCGCGAUGAUGGAAUAUCCGCGACAGAGACAGAACGCGAGAAUUUACAGCAUGCAAGCCGAAAAGGAAAACGGCGCGGUAGCAAUCAAUGGCGAUCAACAGCAAUGGAAUCCGCGAGAUCACGCAGUUUCCUGCACGCAAGACGCGAGAUCGAUUAUUCCUUACGAUCGACAGAAUGUACCUGCAGCGCAAGGACAUAACGAUGACAACAUCAUGACCUUCCAAUACGCGAAUGUUCCACUUCAACAUUAUCACCAGACGCAGCAAUACUAUCUAAACGGUAAGAAUUUGGCCGGUCACAAUGGCGGCCAGGGCGAUGUUGCGAGUAUGCGACGACCGGAUGCACCGGGUGCGAUAAGGAUCGAUCGUCCCGGCGGUGACACUGGUGAGAAACCGAACGCCGAAGGAGCGAAACGCGUGGAUGUGCAAGCGAUGCAGGGGACGAACGUUUACGGACAACCGGAAAUCCGCGAGACAAGGACCAUUGGAGGUAUCACGUACCUCCUCGCCAGGAAGCCUGAAUGUGCCCCCAACAAUCUCGUCAUUUCGCCCGAUAAAUUAAUUGCGAGCAGACACUUGCAACCCCCAAAGAUAUUUUAA